UUAAUUUAAUUUUGCCACGUUUGUUUAUUUUUAUAGUAGUAGUUUUUACUUUUUGUCGGCAACUAGGGUUCAACUUCUCAUCUUUGUAAGACAUACAUUUGAAUCGCAGGUAUUUCCCAGGCAGUGUCUGUUCAGUAAAAAGUUUACUUAGAAGUAAAGAAAAUGUAGAUUUUAUUAUUUCGCGUUAUUUUAAUUUAUUACACAUUAGAGAGACGUUAUCGUUAUAUCCAAGAUGUUUAAUUUAAAAAAUGAAUCCCUGUGGGACUUAAUCGGUACUUGAUUUCGUUCUGCUUGAAAUGAGUACUUCCAGUGGUUUGUGAUCGAGGCGAAUGACGUUUUCAGUCUAAAAUUGAUUAUCACCGGCCAAUAAUAAAUUUCGAACGAUUCUCAAAAGGAAGUUUGAAACAUCUGUGAUGGAACGAAAGGAAUAUCAACUGAAAAGGAAAAUCAAAGAUGUUGGAUAACGAAUAAAGUGGAAAGUUGUCCUUAAGCAGGGAUGGCUUCGGUAAGUGGAGCGCAGACCUCGAGGGCCUUGCACGACAUAAUACCGCAAUACCCGAAAUCAAAGAUCGCUGUUGUGGGGAGUGUCAGGCUCAAGUCUCUGGUGAGUGUCGGCAACCCCCAGAGCACUACUUCGAGGUUUCCGAAGCUGGAGGAAUGCGCUCACUUUCAUUACGAUCACGUGGAUUUACAGCCAAUUCAGCUUAAUAUAUGUGAAGAAGAUGCGAACCGAGGGGAAUUCGAAGGUAUCACCUUAUGCGUCAGGAGUGGUCAGGAUUCCUGGAAAAUACACAGGACCUAUUCCCAUUUCUGCAAGCUGGAUCAGCAACUCCACCAGUGUGUUUUCGAUAGGAAAUUCAGCAAUCUUCCUAUCCUUAGUGAACAAUCACCAAAAUCAGUCAAUGAUAGGAAUGUACUUUUGAAUAAUUACGUUCGUAGAUUGAGUGAUAUUGGAAGUGGUUGUGCUAUUAGUUGUGGUCCUGUUCUAAGUUGGUUUGAACUGGACAACAGAGGUCGCAGAAUUGUAGCCUCCGGUCAUGGCAUUAACACUCCUGCUGUCGCUGCAGCAUUUGCCACCACUCCUUAUACUGCACAUGCAACUGAUGAACUAUCAUUUCAAAUUGGAGAUAUGAUAUCAGUGAUAGAUAUGCCUCCUGCUGAAGAAAGCUCUUGGUGGAGAGGCAAACGGGGUUUCGUCGUAGGAUUUUUUCCUUCCAAUUGUGUAGCCGUUAUAACGGAUAAAAUUCCAAAUGAAAUCACUCUGGCUGAACCCAGUAAACCGGUGUUGAGGAAACAUGGCAAACUUAUUGCAUUCUUCCGUGCAUUCAUAUUGUCUAGGCCUUCGAGAAGGAGAUUGAAACAGUCUGGUAUUCUCAAAGAGAGGGUUUUUGGGUGCGAUCUUUCAGAACAUUUGCUCAAUUCUGGUCAUGAGAUUCCUCUGGUGCUGAAAUGCUGCUCUGAAUUUAUAGAAAACCAUGGCAUAGUAGAUGGUAUUUACCGAUUGUCUGGAGUUACGUCAAACAUCCAAAGACUGAGGUCAAUUUUUGAUGAGGAUAGAGUACCAGUUUUAACUGAAGAUUCUGGAAUAAAACAAGAUAUCCACGGUGUGGCUUCCUUGUUGAAAAUGUACUUUAGAGAGCUUCCAAAUCCUUUAUGCACCUAUCAACUCUAUGAUGAGUUUGUCGCCGCCGUUCAAUCACCCAGUGAGAAAAGAUUAGAAAAUAUGAAAAAAGUCGUUCAGAAGCUUCCACCGCCUCAUUACAGGACUCUUGAGUACUUGAUGGGCCAUUUGGGACGAGUUUGCAACCACAGCACUGGGACCGGCAUGACUGCACGGAAUGUUGCGAUUGUUUGGGCCCCUAAUCUUUUGAGAUGCAGAAGCUUAGAUCAAGGUGUUGCUGCUCUUCAAGGUGUGGGUGUGCAGGCUGUUGUAACGGAAUAUCUCAUCCUUUAUUCACCUCUUAUCUUCAAUAAUCAACCAGGGGAUUUGUCUUUACCGCGGCCCAAAUCAUUGGCUGUAUGUUCUCCAACCAAGCUGCUGACCCUCCAGGAGGCUCAGGCUCGUGGCCAGCACUCGCCGACGCAAGGGGUUGCGGAUAUGGAGAUAACAGGGGAGAAGUUGAAUGAAACAUCUUAUCACACUAUUAUUGAGCUUCCAAGGAAAAGACAACCAUUGAACUGGCGAACGAUUUUUACACCUCGACGUAACCACCAGACAAAGUCACCUAGAAGAUUUAAACGAAAAACUGUUAUGAAGUCUGCUGAAUUUCUAAGUGGUGGUGCAACAACCAGUAGUAGCACUCAACAAGUCUCCUGCCCACCGACUUCUACCCACAGCCGCUCGGUAUCUCACGAUUCUUAUUUCGACACAAUGGACCAUCCUUCAACUUCUUCUCUCAUUGAGACUCAACAUGAAGAGAAUUUUGUUUUAGGAUUGUCGUUAUCGUUGGAUUUGAGUGAACUUCAGAUGAAUUUCGAUAUUGAAGAAAGCGAAAUGAGAAUAUUUUCAGAGGAUGAAACGAACCAGCUUUUCAGCUCUGGUGCGAGUAUUGUGUUCGGAACAUUGGAAACUGAAUCUAAUCUAGAGCAGAGGUUUUCUAAUCAGGAGCUUCGCUACAUUGACAGCUAUUCACCCGAUCCAAUGGAAGGCGAAAGCCCUUCGGAAGAUAUCUUGACUCCUGGUUAUCAACCCCUGUUAACUCCUAACUCUUAUGACAAUCUUCGUGUCAACAAUGCCUGCGAUUGUAGCAUGACCUCUUCCAAAAAGUCUGAUAUCAGCCCUUAUUCGUAUGAAAAAUUGUCAGAAUCACCAAAUGUUGUACCUGAUGUUUUAUUACAAAAGAAAGAAAAUGAUUUGUAUGAGUCUUGCUCGGACAAUCCUCAUGUUUCUGUCAACGUUUACGAAAGUAUGGAAUUGGAACAGGAACCUUAUGAGCCUGUGACUAUGUCUGUCGAUAUACAUAAAGAAAAUGCUUAUGAGAAUGAUAGCGUGAAAAAUGACAGGGAUAUCGAAGUUGAUAACAAUAUAUAUGAAGAUGUUCAGUAUACACCUUCUGAAAUUUAUGAGCAAGUUUCAAAUUUUCGCAAUUCCGUUAAUGAAGUUAAUAAAUUGGUGAAAGAUACUAGUCCUCUAAAAGAAGAUAUUCCUCCCAUUUCUAAAGACACUCAGCUCUCUAAUUGCCAAGAUUUAAUGCUUUCAGAUGAACUUUAUGAAAAUACAAAAGCUGCUUGCAAAACACCAGUAGUUGCUGUUUCUAGUACUGAAGAAAUUCAAGCGCUUGAUUCUUGGUCGCGAGACCAAAUUUCAACACAGUUAGAGAAAAACAUUUCCAGCAAAAUGGAAUGUGAUGAUAAAAUCACACAAACGAUACUGACUAAAGAUUUUGAAGAGGAUGGAGUGAAAAGAUAUGAAAAUGACAAGCCUUUAGUUAGUGAAACGACAAAUUACAUUCAGUCAUCUAAAGUACAAACAAGCAAAUGCUUAGUAGAAGUACCUGAACGGGGGGAUAAAGAAACUGUGUUUGAUUCGUAUAAAGAAUCAAAAUAUGAGAAUGUUAGUUUUACUCUUAAUAGAAGCAAAGAUGAUUUUGUAGAGAAUUUAAUUAAUAUUAAUGAGAAAGUUAAAGAGAUAAAUGAAGAACCAAAUUUAAAUGAUAACUUUAUAUGUGAUACUAAUUUAAGUGAUUUUAGAAGUAUUGAAAGUGAUGAAAAUGUUGAAAAACCUUCUCCUAAAAAAGUAAAUGAUCUUAAGAGACAAUCAGUUGAUUUGAAUUUGGAGAUUGAACCGAUUAUGGAAAAAGUUAACUGCAGCGUUGUCUCUGAAGUAUUGAAAAGAGACUGUGUAGAAAAAAGUAAAGAUUCGUUACAAACGUCUGUACCAUUAGAGAGUAAUUUAUCUGGCAAAGACUGUGAUUUUGGAAAAACAGAAAAUAUAAGGAUGAUGUUUGAAGGAAAAGUACCUUUUGUCUCGAGCCCUCCUUCAGUCAAGGACAACAUAGCUAAACUAUCACCUCUUCCUUUACAAACCACCGUAAUUAGAGAAGAGUUCAAAGUUAAACAGACUUUUAAUGAUCCCGUUGCUGAAAAACAUUCUCCUGUUCAUUCAGUCAAAGAGGAAAUCAAAUCAAAACUGACCACAGAAGAGUCUGACGUCGAAAGAAGAGAGCGAAUAGAGAGAUACAAGGAAGAAAGGAGGAAUUUUUUCCGUAACAAAUACAAAACUGAUUCUAUCAAUAAUAACGAUGAAAGAGAUGAUGAGCUGAUACGGAGAAUAAAACAGAAGACAAAAUUAAAAGAAAUGCGAGAUUUAGAGACUGGAAUAGUGGAGAGACUUCCCCUCUCUCGAAAGACAGACAAUUUUAAUGAAUCAAAAAAAUCUCCCACAAAGACAACCGUUAGCAUUUCUUAUUCCCCGACAAAAGCGAAAGCUCCUUUAUCAUUAAGUGGAAGUUUACAUGAGCAAGAAGAAGAUCGUGAAAGAGUUAAAAGAAAGAAUGAUAAAAGCGAAUAAUUAGCAACAAAAUGAAGCUUUAAUGGAAGUGCUUAUCUUCUCAAAUAAUAUUCUUUUAUUUAGAUUAUAGCUAAUGUUCUCUAAAAACUAGCUACUUUACAAUAAGUGUGUUGCCUACGCUUCAAAAAAAUAGUCUUAAUAUAAUCCCAUCUGCUCACAUAAAUAGACCAAAAAUUAUAUUAACAAAUUACUAAAAUAAACAGAUAUUUAUUUACAAAAGAAAUCCAGUCUCUUAUGCAGAGUAUAGUAUAGUUUUUUGUGUAUAUAAAUAUAUUUCGAUUGUUUAUUCUUCUAUGACUCUUGUGUAAAUUAUCUUGUAAUAAAAUAUUUCUUGGUUGGCAAUGUGGUCAUCUCCAGUUGUGAUGCGGAAAUUCUUUUUUUUCUGUUUUUUCAAAUCAUUUAAUGAUUU
Molecule: messenger RNA, 4919 nt
Organism: Cimex lectularius (bed bug)
Lineage: Eukaryota; Metazoa; Arthropoda; Insecta; Hemiptera; Cimicidae
Gene: CdGAPr
Product: rho GTPase-activating protein 32
Exons: 18
Coding region: 497-4510 (1337 amino acids)
Biological process (GO): small GTPase-mediated signal transduction
Molecular function (GO): phosphatidylinositol binding; GTPase activator activity; protein binding
Source: RefSeq, a predicted model, not a curated record